AUGGCAGGGUUUAGUGAACGUUUCAUUCCGAACUUCGCGAGUAUUGUCCACCCUCUGCGGCAACAGCUUAAGGAGAACAUCUGGGCGUGGGACGAAAAGUGCCAAGAAGCAUUCACCAAGUUGCAAGCCUCGUUAAGCGAAUUUUCACUACUACACCAUUAUGUAAUCGGACAUGACACCGAACUAGUUGUAGACGCCAGUAUCACGGGUCUGGGGGGCAGUUCUUGUCCAGCGAGCAUCGAAGACUGA
This is a messenger RNA of Paramuricea clavata, 249 nucleotides long. The record is from the annotation of a GenBank genome assembly. NCBI's taxonomy places the organism in Eukaryota, Metazoa, Cnidaria, Anthozoa, Malacalcyonacea, Plexauridae.